AUGUGGAGAAGACUCUCUGUUCAGCUUCGAACUCUUGCCUCGACGCAAUCGGCCCCCAAUUGCACUCGAAUUCUCACCGAAUCUUUAUCCUCUCCAGCUCCGCAUCACGUCGUCAAGUCUUUGCCCAUCGUCUAUCGCCUAUUCAGUACCGAAUCUGGAAAUGUGGUUAAGAGAGUUGAGGAUGUAAUGCCUAUUGCAACUGGUCAUGAGCGUGAAGAGAUUGAAGCUGAGAUUCAAGGAAAGGACAUUCUGGAAAUUGACCAUCCAUCCGGUCCCUUUGGCACAAAGGAAGCACCUGCUGUGAUCAAGUCUUACUAUGACAAAAGAAUUGUGGGAUGCCCUGGUGAUGAAGGCGAAGAUGAGCACGAUGUUGUUUGGUUCUGGCUAGAGAAAGGCAAGCCACAUGAAUGCCCAGUAUGCUCACAGUACUUUGUGUUGGAAGUGGUUGGCCCCGGUGGAUCUCCUGAUGGACACGGCGAUGAUGAGGAAGAUCAUCAUUAA
Messenger RNA from Fraxinus pennsylvanica, 501 nucleotides. The record is from the annotation of a GenBank genome assembly. NCBI's taxonomy places the organism in Eukaryota, Viridiplantae, Streptophyta, Magnoliopsida, Lamiales, Oleaceae.